AUGAAGUUCAUACAAAACCCCCUUUACAACCACACCAAGCUAUUCAUGCUCCUAUCCUUUGCGAUAGCAGUGCUCCUCGCCGGAAUCCUCUUACGUGCUAAAAACAACCAAGAAAUUCUCGAUAAAAUUCAACAGUACGAUAACACCACUGAAUACGAGUCCACGACAAACGAGACCGGCUCAGAGCCAAAGAAAACGAGAAGAAAAGAAUACCUGUACCGCCUGUUGACAAAUACGACCCGUUCCCUCAUACAAAUGGAAAUAAAGGCUAGAAGACUGGAGGAAAAUAUGCGUAGGAUUAAGGAGAAGACUGCAGAUUUGUUGUGGAAGAAUAAGGACAAAGCCUUGUGGCAUAUUCUGUUCAAGAAUAUAAGCAGGCACAUUACGAUUCGGCACGAAUUUCACCAGCACGCGAGUUUGAAACGAAUUAUGUUAGACAGUCAUCACGAUCAAAACCAUCGUAAUCAUAAACAAAGCCAUUGUAAGUUGGCCAAGAAACUCAUUAAGGUAAUCCUUACAGGCAAAAUCGGUCCGGGCUACGCUUCUCCUUUGGAGGCAUUCAGGAACGGUCCAAGAGAGCAACUUUUGUACGUGGUCUGCGUACAGCCAGACCAGACUAAACAAGAUUAUCUGGCCACUGUCGACGUCGAUCCUAAGUCCCCUACUUAUUCUCAGGUCAUCCACCGUACUUACACGGGCAGUGUAGGCGAUGAGCUCCAUCACAGUGGAUGGAACGUCUGCUCCAGCUGUCAUAAUGACCCGAACUUAAAGAGGAAUUUAUUGAUACUACCCGCUUUAGCGUCCAGCAAUGUUUUCGUUAUGGAUGUGGGCACUGAUCCAAGGAAACCGAAGUUGCAUAAGGUAAUCGACGGCUCGGAGAUGAGGUCAUUCAACUGCAGUUUCCCGCACACCGCGCACUGCCUCGCUUCGGGUGAAAUCAUGAUAUCCACUAUGGGCGAUAAGGAAGAAAACGGAAAGGGGGAUUUUGUGCUCAUCGAUUCGAAGAGCUUGAAAGUGACAGGAACAUGGACGAAAGGAAAACUUGCACAGUUUGGAUAUGAUUUCUGGUAUCAGCCAUAUCAUGAUGUAAUGGUUGCUUCUGAGUGGGGCACUCCGAAAUUCUUUAAGAAUGGUUUUCAACCCGACGAUAUCCCUAAUUCUGAGCGUUAUGGGACCAGUAUCAACUUUUACAAAUGGUCGACACGUGAGUUGCAACAAGUCAUUGAUCUCGGUCCGGAGGGCUGUGCGCCCCUUGAGAUCAGAUUCCUCCACGACCCUAAAGCCUCACAAGGAUUUGUCGGCUGUGCGGUCGAGGCCAACAUCUUCAGGUUCUAUAAAACAGCUGCUGGUACGUGGAAAGUCGAUAAAGUCAUCGACAUACCAUCGAAAAAAGUUUCUAAAGACGGUGUAGAAACAGAGCUCAACGGUCUAAUGUCCGACAUCCUGCUAUCAUUAGACGAUAAAUAUUUAUACUUCUCGUGUUGGCUUCAUGGGGAUGUGAGGCAGUAUGACAUAUCUGAUCCCGCUCACCCGAAACUUACUGGACAGGUCCAUUUGGGAGGCAAAAUACUGGACGAUCUCGACCUUGUAGAAGACAGAGAAACUAAGGAACAAAGGAAACCAGUAAUAAUAAAGGGCAAGCGGCUUCAGGGAGGACCCCAAAUGUUACAAUUGUCUCUUGAUGGAAAACGUCUGUACGUGUCUUCUUCCCUUUACUCGCCUUGGGAUAAGCAAUUCUAUCCAAAGAUGGCCGAGCAGGGUGGUUGGAUAGUGAAGCUGGAUGUUGACACGGUGAAUGGUGGUAUGAAGUUGGACGAAAACUUUUUGGUGGAUUUCGGAAAAGAACCUAAUGGCCCUGUACUUCCACAUGAAAUGAGAUAUCCUGGUGGUGACUGUACAUCAGAUAUUUGGCUGGCUGAAGACUAAAGACCGUAAUACUUCUAAACAUGUGCCAACAUUAUUUGUAUAUUACGACUUUAUAUUAUUAAUCAUAAUAAAUUGUACAUCGUCUUUAUAAUUUACCUUGGCCGCAAUUGUGUAAAUAAAAACUGUAAAGAGACAAAAAAUAACAUGAAUGUAUGCUCAGUGUUAAAUGAUGAAAAAACAGAGGGUGUGGUUAUUAUUGUGAAAAUAUCGUGACAUAUGUAUAUUAAGAACCUAUAAUUUGGCGCAAACUGUUAUUA
Molecule: messenger RNA, 2183 nt
Organism: Hyposmocoma kahamanoa
Lineage: Eukaryota; Metazoa; Arthropoda; Insecta; Lepidoptera; Cosmopterigidae
Product: methanethiol oxidase
Exons: 11
Coding region: 1-1926 (641 amino acids)
Molecular function (GO): selenium binding
Source: RefSeq, a predicted model, not a curated record